AUGGGCCCAGAAUUUAACCAUACUACUACUAAUGGUAACACUACUCAACAACUAAGCGAUCAACGGUACGUAAUUAAAAGGGAUGGGCGUCAUGAAGCAGUACAUCCAGGCAAAAUUUUUUCUCGCGUUGCAAAGCUAUGUUAUGGACUUGAUAUGUGCUAUAUUAAUCCGGAUUUGAUCACAGAAAAGGCGUCCAGAGGCAUUUAUACUGGAGUAACAACUGUUGAAUUGGAUAAUUUGGCGGCUGAAGUGGCUGCUUCAAAUACUACAGUUCACCCAGAUUAUGCUUUGCUUGCUGCCAGAAUUGCUGUUUCAAAUCUGCACAAAGAAACGAAAAAGAAACUCAAUUCAGUAAUUAUUUAUGAUCGUGAUUUUCACUACACUUAUUUUGGCUUUAAAACACUUGAACGAUCUUACCUUUUGCGAAUCAAUGGAAAAGUAGUUGAGAGGCCACAGCAUAUGUUGAUGCGUGUUGCUGUUGGAAUACACAAAACUGACAUUGAGGCUGCAAUAAAUACUUACAAUCUCAUGGGCGAGCGUUGGUUUACUCACGCCUCUCCAACUUUAUUCAACGCGGGUACAAAACGUCCACAACUUUCUUCUUGUUUUUUGCUUUCAAUGGUUGGUGAUUCAAUUGAAGGAAUUUUUGAAACAAUAAAUCGUUGUGCUUAUAUCUCAAAAUCGGCUGGAGGAAUUGGGCUUUCCAUUCAUUCAAUUCGUGCUUCGGGUUCUUUGAUCUCUGGAACAAAUGGAAAUUCGAAUGGAAUUAUUCCAAUGUUGCAAGUUUUUAAUUCUGUGGCGCGUUAUAUUGAUCAGGGAGGGAAUAAGCGUCCCGGUGCUUAUGCAAUUUACUUGGAGCCUUGGCAUGCAGAUAUUGAGGAUUUCUUAAAGUUGCGUCUCAACACUGGUGCGGAAGAGCACAAAGCAAGGGAUUUGUUUUAUGGACUUUGGAUUCCGGAUCUUUUUAUGAAGCGCGUGAGAGAUGAUGACAUUUGGUCUUUAAUGUGUCCGAAUGAGUGCCCUAACUUGGAUGAGUGUUGGGGAGAGGAAUUUGAACAGCUUUAUCAAAGAUAUGAAGAAGAAAAGCGUUACAAACGUCAAAUAAAGGCACGUGAACUUUGGAGUCGCAUAAUCACCGCUCAAAUAGAAACUGGAAUUCCUUAUAUGGUCUACAAAGAUGCUUGUAAUAGUAAAUCAAACCAAAAAAAUUUGGGAACAAUUAAAUGCUCAAACCUUUGUACUGAAAUUGUGGAAUAUACUUCGCCUGAAGAAGUUUCUGUCUGCAAUUUGGCUUCGAUUGCGUUGCCGCGUUUUGUGGUAGUUGAUGAUGGUGGUUUGGAACAAAAUGGAGUGGGAGAGGGAAGGACAUCAGCACCAAAUACACCACCAAGAAACUGCAGAAAAAGACCAGCAUGCGCUUUGGAAGAAUCUAAUGGAAAUUCUACUUUAGCUAGACAAUCGCCACCAUCAUUACAACAAAAAUUCAAAUUUGAUUUUGAACGUCUUAAAAACGUCACAAAAGUUAUAACAAAAAAUUUGAACAAAAUAAUUGAUAUAAAUUAUUAUCCUGUUCCACAAGCUGAACGUUCAAAUCUUCGACAUCGACCAAUUGGAAUUGGUGUACAGGGUCUGGCCGAUGCUUUUAUUUUGAUGCGUUUUCCUUUUGUUAGCGAUCAAGCCAAAGAGUUAAACAAACAAAUUUUUGAAACAAUCUACUAUGGUGCAUUGGAGGCUUCUUGCGAGUUGGCUGAACAAUUUGGACCAUAUGAGACUUAUAAAGGUUCUCCAGUUGAGAAAGGCAUUUUGCAGUUUGAUAUGUGGAAUGUAACGCCAACUAAUUUAUGGGAUUGGGAUGCUUUGAGAAAAAGAAUUGCAACAUUUGGUGUUCGCAACAGUCUUUUAAUUGCUCCAAUGCCUACAGCUUCAACAGCACAAAUUCUUGGUAACAACGAAUCUAUUGAGCCUUACACAUCGAAUAUUUAUUGUCGACGAGUUCUUUCUGGCGAUUUUCAAGUUGUCAACCCUCAUUUAAUGCGCGAUUUAAUCCAACUCGGUCUGUGGGAUGACCAAAUGAAGAAUCGUUUAAUAUCUGAUGGAGGUUCUGUCCAAAAUAUUGUUGGAUUGCCAGAAGAUAUCAAAGCUUUAUACAAAACUGUUUGGGAAAUUCCACAACGUGAAAUUAUCAAAAUGGCAGUUGAUCGAGCUCCUUUUAUCGACCAAAGUCAAUCUUUAAAUUUACAUAUUGCUGAUCCAACAUAUGCAAAAAUUACCUCAAUGCAUUUCUUUGCUUGGGAAAAUGGUUUGAAGACAGGGAUGUAUUAUUUGCGCACACGGCCAGCUGUAAACGCCAUUCAAUUUACGGUCAAUAAAUUAGCUUUGAAAGAAUCUUCAUCAACUACUACAACAAUAAGUUUGGAGGAAGAAAUGUCGGAUACUUUAGAAGAAGGGGAAACAACAAUGAUUGUAACAACAAAGGGAGUUGUAAAAGAACAAGUUCGACGUCAAGUUUUUGAUGAUAAACUUAAUAAACAAAAAGAACAAGAAGGAGGAAAAGAAGAGGGAGGUUGUGGAGGAGGAGAACCGGAAUGUUUAAUGUGUUCUGGUUAG
Meloidogyne enterolobii is the source of this 2607-nucleotide messenger RNA. NCBI's taxonomy places the organism in Eukaryota, Metazoa, Nematoda, Chromadorea, Rhabditida, Meloidogynidae. The record is from the annotation of a GenBank genome assembly.